Molecule: messenger RNA, 1431 nt
Organism: Pyrenophora tritici-repentis Pt-1C-BFP
Lineage: Eukaryota; Fungi; Ascomycota; Dothideomycetes; Pleosporales; Pleosporaceae
Product: tyrosinase central domain protein
Molecular function (GO): oxidoreductase activity
Source: RefSeq, a predicted model, not a curated record
AGGGCAUCGCCACGUUUUGCUCGCACCUCUUUCAUAUCCUAAUAUUAAUUGAGCAAUAGUUGGUUCGUGUUGGCCUUUCAUCCGGAACGCUAUUCAAAGAUCCUCGUGUCGCCGUCUUCAUAUUUCCAAGCCUCUUGCAACCUCGAUCACUAGCUUUAACCGGCCGGAAACGCUACCAUGCGUUCAAUUGCACUCCUAUGGCUUGCACCUGCGGCACUAGCCAGCGCCAUUCCCGCAUUUGAAGAGCCCUUUCCCGCCGCCUCAUUCGACAAGCGACAAAAUGUUUCUCCGAACGUCGUUGGAGUGAAGACUCUACAGGCUGAUGUCUACGCGGGAAUUGCUGCGAUUAAUCAGCAAAUCUACCAGGGCACCCAGAAGUCUGAUCAGUUCAAGAAGUGUAACCCGUUCAACAUUAUUGUUCGCAAAGAAUGGGCAACUUUCUCCACUCCGGAGAAGAAGAACUAUAUCCAAGCUGUGCAGUGCAUGUCUAAGCUACCUGCAAAAACGCCAAAAUCGGAAUGCCCUGGAUGCCGGAACCGCUAUGAUGACUUUCUUGCGACUCAUAUCAAGCAGACAUUCUUGAUCCACAACACUGGAAAUUUCUUGGCAUGGCACCGCUACUUCACCUGGGCCUACGAGCAGACACUGCGGAAAGAGUGUGGCUACAAAGGAUACCAGCCAUACUAUAACUGGCCAAGGUGGUCUGACGAUCCGAGCAAGAGUCCUGCUUUGGAUGGCUCUGCUACUUCCAUGAGUGGCAAUGGUGCCCCUGGCUGCUCCAACCAGACCUUUUACGGUAUCCCUACCAAUGCUGAGCCUCAAAUCAAGAUUCCCAAAGGCAACGGUGGAGGCUGUGUGGUCUCUGGUCCUUUCAAGGACUGGUCCGUCAACCUCGGUCCCGUCUUCACCGACUCAAACUGUGUUCCUCCCAACCCAAUUUCCAACCAAACUGACCCCAACGUGGGCCUUGGAUACAACCCUCGCUGUCUGAAGCGUGACAUUUCUUCCUGGACCUCUAGCCAGUGGACCAACGACGAGCAGGUUGUUAACCUGCUCAACAGCGCGGACAUCAAGACGUUUUGGUACAACAUGCAAGGUGGCGACCCAGCCUUCACCAAGUUCAUGGGUGUCCACACUGCGGGUCACUUUACCAUUGGCGGUGACCCUGGGUCUGACUUUUUCACCUCCCCUGGUGACCCGUGGUUCUUCUUCCACCACGCUCAAAUUGACCGAGUUUGGUGGACCUGGCAAAACAUGGACCCUGCCGACCGCACCAAUGCCAUUUAUGGAACUACCAUCAUUGCGACACCAGCCGCACCCGAGACUAAGCUCACCGACACAAUGACGCUUGGUUAUGCUUACGCCGGUAAUAUCAGCGUUGCUGACGCAAUGAGCACUAUGGGUGGUCCUUUCUGCUACACGUACAUUUAG